Menidia menidia (Atlantic silverside) is the source of this 2697-nucleotide messenger RNA. Lineage: Eukaryota; Metazoa; Chordata; Actinopteri; Atheriniformes; Atherinopsidae. The record is from the annotation of a GenBank genome assembly.
AGGAAUUUUCACUUCUCUUUUUUCGUGAAUUCGAGUUUCAGCUGGAGUAAUCAUUGUGACUUAGAGGGCUCAGCUAGAUACAGAGCGCAUCGUGUCAGGCACUACCACAUACCUAAACUAAACUAAACAGCAAUAAUGCAGAGGACAGAACCCCAAGGGAAUAACUUUGAAGGGGGAUUCAACACCCUGAUCUGUCAAGAGGAAUUGCAAGAUGAGGAGUAUUCCACUAACAACGGCAGACACCAACCGAGCGUGCCUGUCUUCAGUCUGACUUUGGGGAGACGGAGCAGACUGGCAACGCUGAUCCUGACACUUCUUGCUGCUCUUCUGCUUAUUGUUGAUAUCAGCCUGGACAACAAUCUCAAAGAUACCCACCUCACCACUGAGGAUACAGAACGCAUCGGCAGGGAGCUGGCCAGACUCCAGGAAGAUUACAAAACUGCAGUGGAAACUAUGAAGGGUGCCCAGAAGCAGACGGACAGUGAGAGAAACAGUCUGACAGAAACCAACUGGGAGUUUGAGCAUCAGACAAAAAGAAGCCAAGACAACAAAGACCAGAUUGAUAAAAUGACGAUGGACAUAGCAAAAUUGAGAUCACAAUUACAGAUGAUUAGUCACGGCUGCAAAUUCUGUCCUCCUGGAUGGUUCUUUAUAGACUCUUUUUGUUACUACUUCUCCUUUUCGAACAAAUUUGGACUCAGAUCGUGGCAAAAAGCCCAAGAAUUCUGUCAACUUCAAGGAGGGAAUCUUCUAGUCAUAGACAGCAAAGAAAAACAGAAAAUUACUGUGACUCAGUUGAUGACUCACCAAGACCCCUCCAAAUGGGAUGAUGGCUUCUGGUUUGGACUGAGAGAUUCUGAAGAGGAGGAAACUUGGAAAUGGCUAGAUGGAAAACUCCUGGUUGAAGGUUACUGGCAAGAUGGCGAACCAAAUGACGCCGAAAGAAAUGAGGAUUGUGCAACAGUGUUUGCCAAGAAAAACUUCUUCAAGUCUUGGAACGACAAAGCAUGUCUCUCUGUGGGGAGAGGAGCAUCUGCGUUUCCACGCCACAAACUGGUGAUCCUGAGUUUGGGUCUGCUUGAUGCUGUCCUGCUAAUAGCAGCUGCUGUCAUUGGGAUUUACUGUGCCAAAGCGAAAGACCUGCGGAUGUUAGAUUCAGCCGCCACGCCUCAGCUCCUCAAGAUGAACUUCCUCCGCAACCACUCUGAUGUCAUCAAAGCCAAAACCGAGGCCCAGGAAGCUCUGGAGAAAGAACGCCAAAACCACGUGCAGCUAAAGCUGCAAGUGAUGCAGAAAAAAGCCAUCACGGACAUCCUUCAGGGGAAAAUUGAAAUACUUCAGACAGAGAAGAUCAACAUCCAAAAAAAUAAAACUACCUUAGAAAACAACUGCGGCAGAUGUCAGCCAGAAUGGGUCUUUUUGAAGUCCUCCUGUUAUUAUUUUUCUCAUCAUCAACCUGAAGGGCGUAACUGGUCCAGUAGCAGAGCAGACUGUGUCAGCCGAGGAGGCGACCUGCUUGUGAUCAAUAACUUUGAGGAGCAGCAAUUAGUAAAUGACAAUAUUCCGAAGCAGAGCUACAGUGGCGUGUGGUGGCAGAGGGGGUUUUGGCUCGGCCUCACUGCUCUCUCUGGGAAAUGGACAUGGAUUAACAAUGUGACUGAUGCGACCACACUCAAUGAUGUAACAAAGACGUUCUACAGUGGGGACUGCACGCGGCUGAAGCUAAACUGGAUCUGUGAGAUGGAAUCACAGAAAGUCAUGGAGGACAGAUUAACUUCAUAUAAUAAACUAACUACUUUGGAGGAAACUACUGCAGAUGACAACCCUCUCUACUCAAACCAUGAAAAACAACAAGUUUCCAUGUCCACAGUCAGACCUGAAUCCAUCUGGAGUCAUCACAGACUGCUCACUGUGAGCCUCGCGGUGCUCGCCGCCAUUCUGCUGGCUCUUGAUAUCGGCCUGGGAGUCUAUUAUAAUAAUCUCACUGACGGUGCCAUUAUAAAGGACAUCAGCGGUGAGAUAAGCAAACUGCAAGCUUCUUACAAUGCUGAAGUCCAAAGCAGAAAUGAUGCCAAGGAGCAGUUGGUGAAAGAGAUCAAUGAGCAGCUAGUUACAAAAUGGGAGCUCGACCACCAGAUCAGAAGGAGCAACGACUAUGAAAAUAAAGCUGAAAAGCUUCGGCUGGAUAUCGCUGGAUUGAACUCCCACCUACCGAUGAUAGAGGACGGCUGCAGACACUGCUUGCCUGGCUGGACUUUCCUGAACUCACGCUGUUACUACUUCCCAUUUUCCGACCAUAUCGCACGCACAUCGUGGCAGGAUGCCAGGCAGUUCUGCAAGAGGCAAGGAGGCGACUUGGCAAUAGUAGAUACCAGAGAGAAACACCUGGCAAUAGCUAACUUGAUCAAUAACUAUAAAGACCCCACAAGACCAUUUACCCAGAGUGGCUUUUGGAUUGGACUAAGAGAUAUCGAAGACGAAGGGACUUGGAAAUGGCUGGAUGGGACAAUACUGACUGAGGGGUACUGGAAUGAUGGAGAGCCAAACAAUCAGAACAAUGAAGACUGUGCUGCUGUAUAUCCAAAAAUAAACCCCUUUAAGGUUUGGAAUGAUGCACCAUGCAAUUAUAGCCUGAAGUGGAUUUGUGAAAUGGCCUCAAGGUCUGCGGAUUAAUUAAUGUAUCCCACAGAGAAAAAG